Ambispora gerdemannii is the source of this 284-nucleotide messenger RNA. The record is from the annotation of a GenBank genome assembly. NCBI's taxonomy places the organism in Eukaryota, Fungi, Glomeromycota, Glomeromycetes, Archaeosporales, Ambisporaceae.
CUCAGAAGAUUAUCGAAGACAUCAUGCAAGAGGGAAUCACGCCAACUGUCGACCUUAUUGAAAUUGAAAAAACGUUCGAAGAAAUAUUCCACUUUCUCCUCGACGCUCAAAAAGAAAUCGAGAAAAUGAAAUUUCUCAACAAAAGUGAUAAUGAAUAUGAAUCCUAUACAAAACUCUUAAACAAUUAUUAUCCUUGUAACGAUAAUGAGAAGGGACAAACAAUUAGUGAGAUUCCUAUACAUGAAGAAGUAACUGAAACGAAAGAAGCUAAUUACCUUAUCAAA